CGGGCACGCGCGCGGCGACCGGGUUUAUAAGGACGAGGCGGGCGGCGCGCGCUCUCGUGGCCUCGCUGUCCGGCGGCGCCAACCGAAGCGCUGUCCCUGCUGCCGACAUGCUGCGCCGCGCUCUGCUCCGCCUGGCCCUGGCCCUGGCCGUGCUGGCCCGCGCGGGCGCCGCGCCCGAGGAGGAGGACCACGUCCUGGUGCUCAACAAGGGCAACUUCGAGGAGGCGCUGGCGGCCCACAAGUACCUGCUGGUGGAGUUCUAUGCCCCCUGGUGUGGCCACUGCAAGGCUCUGGCCCCCGAGUAUGCCAAAGCGGCCGGGAAACUGAAGGCCGAAGGCUCUGAGAUCAGACUGGCAAAGGUCGAUGCCACGGAGGAGUCAGACCUGGCCCAGCAGUAUGGCGUCCGCGGCUACCCCACCAUCAAGUUCUUCAAGAAUGGAGACACGGCUGCCCCCAGAGAGUACACAGCUGGCAGAGAAGCUGACGACAUUGUGAACUGGCUGAAGAAGCGCACGGGCCCUGCGGCCACCACGUUGCCCGACGGAGCUGCCGCGGAGGCCCUGGUAGAGUCCAGCGAGGUGGCCGUCAUCGGCUUCUUCAAGGACGUGGAGUCGGACUUUGCCAAGCAGUUCCUGCUGGCAGCAGAGGCCGUCGACGACAUUCCCUUCGGGAUCACGUCCAACAGUGAUGUGUUUUCCAAAUACAAGCUGGACAAGGACGGGGUCGUCCUCUUUAAGAAGUUCGACGAAGGCCGGAACGACUUCGAGGGGGAGGUCACCAAGGAGAAGCUGCUGGACUUCAUCAAGCACAACCAGCUGCCCCUGGUCAUCGAGUUCACCGAGCAGACGGCCCCGAAGAUCUUCGGGGGCGAGAUCAAGACGCAUAUCCUGCUGUUCCUGCCCAAGAGCGUGGCCGACUACGAGGGCAAACUGAGCAACUUCAAGAAAGCCGCCCAGGGCUUCAAGGGCAAGAUCCUGUUCAUAUUCAUCGACAGCGACCACACCGACAACCAGCGCAUCCUCGAGUUCUUCGGCCUCAAGAAGGAGGAGUGCCCGGCCGUGCGCCUCAUCACGCUGGAGGAGGAGAUGACCAAGUACAAGCCCGAGUCGGACGAGCUGACGGCGGAGAAGAUCACCGAUUUCUGCCACCGCUUCCUGGAGGGCAAGAUCAAGCCCCACCUGAUGAGCCAGGAGCUGCCCGAGGACUGGGACAAGCAGCCGGUGAAGGUGCUGGUGGGGAAGAACUUCGAGGAGGUGGCUUUCGACGAGAAAAAGAACGUGUUUGUGGAGUUCUACGCCCCGUGGUGUGGGCACUGCAAGCAGCUGGCUCCCAUCUGGGACAAGCUGGGGGAGACGUACAAGGACCAUGAGAACAUCGUCAUCGCCAAGAUGGACUCGACGGCCAACGAGGUGGAGGCGGUCAAAGUGCACAGCUUCCCGACGCUCAAGUUCUUCCCCGCCAGUGCGGACCGGACGGUGCGCUGGGCAGGCGGGCGGCGGGGGCCCUGGGAAAGGCUCCCCAGUCGUUGGCCGAGGGCCCUGUCAGCCGUGCUCCGCGUGCAGAGGGGACGCCAGAGUUGGUCCCAGGCCAAGAGGGUGUGGCGGCUGGAGGCUGCUGACUGGCAGGGCGAGGGGGAUCUGGAAGAUCUGGAGGAGGCAGAGGAGCCGGACCUGGAGGAGGACGAUGACCAGAAAGCUGUGAAGGACGAGCUGUGAGGUGGGAGCAGCCCGGCACCCCGACACCCCUCAGGCUGCUCCACAGCAGCCAGCCUCCGGGCUGCGCACCCUCCCGGGAGGACCGAGCACCCAUCGGAAAUGCAGGGAACUUCUGAAGCCACACUUCACGCUGACACUCGUGUACAUUGAAGCCCGUCUUCUGCUUCGUCUGGGAAAGGGCUUGUCUCCAGGCCAGCCCUCUGCGGGGCCUUUUUAAUUUGUGACGUCCUUUUUCGUACACGGUUUUGACCUGAGCGCUCGCUAAAAUGUUUUGGAAUCUCACGCUGCCGAUGUCAGCUGCCUGUUAGGUUGCUAUGCGAUCACUAGCAUCGUCUGUGAGAUUUUUAGGCAUUUUGGGACAUCGGGUUCGGUCCCACCCUGGCCGGGCCGCCCUGGAGACAGGCGUCCCCUGUGGGGGCGGCGGGCCAGGCUGACGGUCACUCACCUGGCAGUGUUGCCGGGACUGUGAGGUUCCCACACUGCCUGGUCAACGGAGACGUCAGGUCUCUCGCAGGGGCUCCCCAAGACAGAGGGCAGUGGGCACCCUGGGCCAGCACAGACACCCCCCUCCCCAAGCAGCACCCAGCUGGUCUGACAGCGUGGCCUGGCCCGCACCUCCCAGAGCCUGGCUUCCGUUCCCAUGGGGACAGCGCGGAAGCCGGAGCCCAUCAGCUGUCCCGUUCUUCCAGGCGUUUCUACCACAACAUUGGAGUUGAACACAUUGGCCAAAUAAAGUUGAAAUUUUA
Molecule: messenger RNA, 2461 nt
Organism: Myotis brandtii (Brandt's bat)
Lineage: Eukaryota; Metazoa; Chordata; Mammalia; Chiroptera; Vespertilionidae
Gene: P4HB
Product: prolyl 4-hydroxylase, beta polypeptide
Exons: 11
Coding region: 108-1715 (535 amino acids)
Biological process (GO): response to endoplasmic reticulum stress; protein folding
Cellular component (GO): external side of plasma membrane; endoplasmic reticulum
Molecular function (GO): protein disulfide isomerase activity
Source: RefSeq, a predicted model, not a curated record